GAGCCCCCGGAGCCUCCGCGGGUGCCGCGGCUGCCGCCGCCGCAGCCGGCGGUGCGGCGCAAGGACCCACCGCUGCACCAGCCUCCACCUCCGCGCCAGGUAAAGCCGCCCGCGGCAGCCGCGCGCCCGGUGCUGAAGCCGGCGACGGAGCUGGCGGAGGCGCCGGGGACGCUGGACCCAGCGUCCGUGGUGGCUGCCUCGAGGCUGAUGCAGGAGGCAUACACCUCUGGCACAGACCUUGGCGAGACGUCGGAAGAAGAUGAGCUCAUCCAGCGCUGGACGCCCCCCUCGGAGGGCUCCUGGGCCUCCGAGACCUCCGAGACGCUGCUGCAACGCGCGGCCAGCGCUGCGUCGCGGGUGGCGGAGUGGCUGACCCCGGCGCCAGUGCAGAGGUUCUCCGCCCGGUCCUGCCCCAGUGGCCUUUCCGGGUGA
Molecule: messenger RNA, 432 nt
Organism: Effrenium voratum
Lineage: Eukaryota; Dinophyceae; Suessiales; Symbiodiniaceae
Source: the annotation of a GenBank genome assembly